AUGUCCUCUGUGCUCUCCUCCAUUGUUCAGACAGUUUUCUACAACAAGAGAUUGUAUCUAAAUUGUCCAUGUGCCAGUUUGCCGUCCCACUCCUUCUCCCCUGCUGCUGAUGGGUCACACUGCACCCUCAUGCUUUGGGCAAAGAGGGACAUUUUGAAGAAGUGGAGACCUCAGUCACUGACUGAUAGGAAAGGGUUCAGUGAGGAAAAUGUGGUGAAUAUUUCCAUGCCUAUUUUCUCCUUCAUCAGACUGGGUGACACCAAACUAUCCAAAUCUAAAAUCCUGAAUCAAGUUCUUAAUCCAGCCCAACAACACCAAAACUUCUUCAUACACGAUGAUAUGGAGGGAGGAAAUAUCGAGAGGAAAAUAUCUGAUGGCCUUGUGGAAAUGUCCUGGUAUUUUCCCUGUGGUAAGUCUGAUGUUUUCCCAGAACCCAUUGCAGUGACCAACCUACGAGGAGACCUGGAGACCAACAUGAACCAAUUCACAUUUCUGACUCGAGUCUCAUCAGCUGUAUUUAUAUUCAUUGAAAGUAUUUCUCAGAUACAAUUCAGAUUGUUAUCAUCCUUCAGUAACACUGACUCACAGUUUUAUUUUAUUGUUACUCCAGAAAAGGGGAAAAAAAUAAGUAAGGAGACCUCAAAGCACAUAACAAAUCUAAUGACAAUUUUACAGAUGAGUGCAACAAAUAUUAUUCUGAAAACCAGCACAGACAAUGAUGCAGCACUGGUGACAAAAAUUCAGAAUGGCAUUGAGAAUGCUUUAAAAAACAGUCAGAAAGAAAGACGAAACCUGUGUAGUGCUACAAAUAUAACUGAAGGACUUCAUAUAUUUGUUGAUGAGAAUUCCGCUGAAUGUCAGAAAGCAAAAGCAAUUGCAAAUAAUAUUACUUCAGUAAUAAAAAAUGUGGAAGGGUAUAAAAAGGAAACAUUGAAAUUACAGGGAGAUCUGUGGAAGGAAUUGUCUAAAGUAGAAAAAGAAAUUUGCAGAAUGACGAGACAAGGGGGAAAAGAUGCACAAGAAUAUCAAUCUGAGCUCAAACAACAGAUCAGAUCACUCCAUGAAAAACAAUACAAACAUGACAUUCCUGUAGGCAUAGUGCAUUUUACUGAAGCAAUUACUGACCUCUCCAAGGCUGAAAAACAUUAUUUCUUGAAAUGGAUGAAAUUUGAACUGGAUUCAAUUGUAAGAAAUAACAUUUCCUUGUUGCAGUCUGAAUACAAGGCAAAAUGUAACAGUAAAUCAUAUACUUCAGAACUUAAGCAGCUGGAUCAGAGAAUCUCAGACAGUUCUUUAGGAAUAGAACAUUUCCUACGUGAGCUGGGACAGUUGUAUGAGGCUGAGUAUUCCACAGUUGUUAACAAACAGAAUAAUAAAACCACAAGACAAUUCACCAAACUUCCAGGAAUUGCUGCUGAUCUCCUAUUAGAUGGGUUCCCCUUAGAGUUGAUUGAUGGUAACGCCUCUAAUAUUCCAUUACAGUGGAUAACUGAUGUUCUGACUGAGCUAGACAAUAAGACAGGAGGACAAUGCAAAAUGAGAGUAAUCACAGUGCUGGGAGUGCAGAGUACAGGGAAGUCCACCCUUCUGAACACCAUGUUUGGUCUGCAGUUCCCGGUGGCCAGUGGACGAUGCACACGAGGAGCCUUCAUGACUCUCCUGAAAGUAAAAGAGAACUUCCAAGAGGAGCUGGGCUGUCACUUCAUCUUGGUGAUUGACACUGAGCCGCUGAAAGCUCCAGAGUUGGCCUCUUUGGAGGACAGCUAUGAACAUGACUAUGAACUGGCCACACUGGUGGUGGGGUUGAGUGAUAUCACCAUCAUCAACAUGGCCAUGGAGAACCCAUCAGAAAUGAAGGAUAUUUUACAGAUUGUGGUCCAUGCUUUUCUUCGGAUGAAAGAAAUCAGGAAGAAGCCCAGCUGUCAGUUUGUACAUCAGAAUGUCAGUGAUGUAUCUGCUCAUGAAAAGAACAUGAGAGACAGGAAGAAAUUUCUAGAACAACUUGAUGAAAUUACAAAAGUAGCUGCAAAUAUGGAGAAUAAACAUGGAAUUACCUGUUUCAGUGAUGUGAUGGAUUAUGAUCCCGAGAAACACAACUGGUACAUUCCUGGACUGUGGCAAGGGGUUCCACCAAUGGCUCCAGUAAACUUUGGCUACAGUGAAAAUGUUUAUGAAUUAAAGAAAUAUUUGCUGGAAUUUUUAAAAUCUCCAAAUUCUAAUAGAAUUGAAUGCAAAAUCCCUGACUUCGUCACAUGGAUAAAAAGUUUGUGGAGCUCAGUGAAACAUGAGAAAUUCACCUUCAGUUUCAGAAACAGUCUGGUGGCAGAAGAUUAUACCAAGCUGUCUAUGCAAUACUCCCAGUGGGAAUGGGACUUCACCAAAAAGAUCCAUAGCUGGAUGAUCACCAAAGAAACUUACAUCAGAAAUCAAUCCUCAGCCAGUCUCAGUGAUGAGAUGUACAUGCAGUUUAAAGUUGAUCUUCAGAGAUUACUGUCAGAAGAGGAAUAUACAAUGCUGAAGCUACUGGAAAUGUAUUUUGACAGCAAAUGUGAGAAUGUUCAUCUCAUUGAACGAUACAAAGAGGAUUUCUUCAUAAGUGUGAGAUUCCUGAAGAAAGAACUGGAAAGGAAAGCGCUUAAUACACUCAAUGAGGCAGUUUCAAUCCAGAAAGGCAAAUUCAAGAUUCCUGAUAUUCAGAAGACAUCUCAGAAACUGAUCGAGAAAGAAAUAACAAAUCUCCUAAAAAACUGCAGAGAAAGGAAUUGUGAACUUGGUGACAUGGAGGCAAAGCAAGAAUUUGAAGAGAUGUGGAAGAAAACCCUCUCUGAUUUACAAAUAGAGGAACUGACAAGACGUAACAUCGGACAAAUGAUUCUUCAUCAGAUUAAGAAUGAAAUGGGUGUAAAGGGAGGCGGUAUUAAUGAAGAUCUAAUCAGUGUGAUGAGCUUGGAUGACUAUGGGAUCAAUCCAUUUGUUCCUGACAAAAGCCACGUUGAAAAGACUUUUUUUUCCUCAUAUCGCAAUGUAUUCUUUAUAAGUCAGGCAUACCUGGACAAGAUAGAAGGUCUUGCAAUGACUUUAAUAGAUAUGUGUGACACAUACAUCAAAGAGAAGGCAGGCACCACAGGGGAUUAUGAUGAUACUUACUUUCAGGAAUUGCUACACAUGAUCAAUUAUAAACUCAAAGACAAAACUACUCACAAAUGUCACUUUUCUCCCAAGUUUGAGUUAGAUGUAAAACUUUUUAUCUUUGGAAGAGCAUCUAGAGCAUUUCAGGGCAUACAUGACAGGUUCAUUCAAGGAAACGACCCCAAAAUUUGCCUUGAAAAAUUAAAACCUCAAUAUUUGGCCACAUUUAAGAGCAUAUUCCAUGAGAAAGAUGAAUGUCAGAGCACUAACUGA
Messenger RNA from Staurois parvus, 3402 nucleotides. The record is from the annotation of a GenBank genome assembly. NCBI's taxonomy places the organism in Eukaryota, Metazoa, Chordata, Amphibia, Anura, Ranidae.